Molecule: messenger RNA, 2036 nt
Organism: Rhineura floridana
Lineage: Eukaryota; Metazoa; Chordata; Lepidosauria; Squamata; Rhineuridae
Gene: ERG28
Product: ergosterol biosynthesis 28 homolog
Exons: 6
Coding region: 331-807 (158 amino acids)
Cellular component (GO): membrane; endoplasmic reticulum
Molecular function (GO): protein-macromolecule adaptor activity
Source: RefSeq, a predicted model, not a curated record
CGUCACAGCGCCUCAGAAGGAUUCGAUGCAUUGAUUGGCACAGCUGUUUACCCAUCCAUGUGGCGCGGAGGAGUGGUCUAGAUAUUGAUAUAGCUACCAACCAGGAAAAGACAAACCCUGACAGGGAACCAAUCGUUACGUUGAAUGCAAGGAGGCGGGGCUACUGUUCGCUGCUACUUGGACUGAAGGUAGAGUGGAAAACUGCUGCGGCUAAGGACCAGCACAUCACAAUUGUUACAAUGGACAGAAUCAUUAAUUGGUCCACCAAGAUCAUCAGCAGUUUUCUAGUGGUCCAUGAGGAAAAAAGUUUGGGAAGCACUGCUAUAGUGUAUGACAAGUUGGACAAAGGUGAAUGAUAAACAGAUUGUGUGGUGCCACUUCAAGAUGAGUCGUUUUCUGAAUGUACUCCGUAGUUGGCUAGUUAUGGUGUCUAUCAUUGCCAUGGGGAACACAGUGCAAAGCUUCAGAGAUCACAGUUUCCUCUCUGAGAAACUAUACACAGGCAAACCAAGCCUCGUAAAUGGCCUCCAAGCUCGGACCUUUGGCAUCUGGACCUUCCUCUCAUCUGUGAUUCGUUGCUACUGUGCCAUUGAUAUUCGCAACAAGACCCUCUAUAACAUCACACUUUUGACCUUCUUCCUUGCCCUGGGCCACUUCCUCUCUGAAGUGUUUAUUUACAGCACAGCAGCCCCAACAAUCGGCAUCCUGGCACCCUUAAUGGUGGCAAGUUUCUCCAUCCUGGGUAUGCUGAUUGGGCUGCAGUAUCUAGAAGUAGAAGCAACAACGCAGCACAAGAAACGGAACUGAAGUUAUGGGUUGCAUAUAUGUUGGAUCCGCCUACCACCCAUCUUCUAGUGUCUACUACCAUAUUACCUCCUUGACCUUUCCUCCUCAUUCUGGACCCUACAAGCAGUCAGAUUGUUCUUGGGACUUCAGUAAUCUUUUUUGUUUGUUUGUUUACAAUUUAUUUUGAUCUGAACCGGCAAUACUUGAUCUGUGACCAAUGUCGUAAGCAGAGCCCUGAACAGCUGUUCUAAGCAGGGUAUGGGCUUCCCUGACAGAGGGCACUGUCUUAAAGCAUCAUGGUGGUGGGAAGGGAGGGGAACUCUCCACAAGUUGUGAAAAUAAGAUAUCGUGCCCCCUCACCUUCAGAGGACAUCGAGCCGAGGAGAAACAUAGUACUGCCCAAGAUCCAGUGAAGAUUUUUGUGGGAAGAGGAGGCCAGGCCAACUUCUUCAUGGCACAUAGUAGCUGUUUGUCCAUAGGAAUGUUUUUAAAUAAACAAGCAAAUUGUUCAGAACUACAGCUUCUUUUUAUCUGGUAGGCAGAGGACAGAUGUCCAAUUGUCUCUCUCAUGCUCCUGAUCUUAGUACAAACUGCACUGACUUUUUGAAUUCUUCAUUUAAGGUUGCAGAACUUCAACUUCAGUGCUCUUUUCCUAUAUCCAAACAGGCUGUAGUUUUAGAUAACAUCAGGUCACCUCCUAAAAUUUUGUCUUGCUCACUGUAAUGCCUUUGUAAGUGGAGAUCUCCCUUGUUAUAGGUUAGUGGAGGACUGGACCAACCUAGAGAUAAACUAGGCCAGUAGUCUUCAGCUUUUUCAGACCCAGGACCUACCUUUAAUCCAAACACGCAUUUGGGGACCCAUUUCUUAACUUUUCACCAUAUAUUUGUAUGGUGGUAGCGCUAUUGUUGCAAGCCACCUUAGACCAAGUCUGGUCCCACGAAGUCCAGUGAACAAGGCAGUAGCCUGGAGUGCCAAAAUUCCAGGGGCAUCUGCCUCAGCUAUGUAAAGGUCUUGGAGAAAUACUUUUGUUUUUUUUUUACAAUAAUUUUUAUUCAAAUUUUCAUAAAACAUACAAAACAAAAUAAUAAAACAUUCAAAGACAAAAAACAAAACAAAAAUGAUUAAACAAAAAAAUAAAAUGUUGACUUCCCAUUUGUCGCAGAUCAAAUCAGUUAUAGGUCUACAAUAUAUAACAAUCCUGUCUCUUAAAUUAUAUUAUAAAAUCACUUUCCUCCAGUAGUUAUCUUAAU